Messenger RNA from Branchiostoma floridae (Florida lancelet), 3761 nucleotides. Its product is annotated as sodium-coupled monocarboxylate transporter 1-like. Gene Ontology annotation, cellular component: membrane. Gene Ontology annotation, biological process: sodium ion transport; transmembrane transport. The record is from RefSeq and is a predicted model, not a curated record. The transcript has 17 exons. Gene Ontology annotation, molecular function: symporter activity. The coding region runs from base 753 to 2714 and encodes 653 amino acids. NCBI's taxonomy places the organism in Eukaryota, Metazoa, Chordata, Leptocardii, Amphioxiformes, Branchiostomatidae.
CUGUUUACGUGCUCGAGACCUCCAUUUUACGUCCCUUCCGAAAGACGAUGAUGCAAUACAUGUUAUCCGAGCUGAGCCGACCCUGGGAUCGACCGUAAAGUCGGAGUGCCUGUCAAGUUACCUUCUUUGGUCACGCUUCAAGUUUCAUGUCUUCAAGGUCAACCGCUCCACGUCUUGAAGGAUCUUGUAGGAAACCUAGCGGGGCGUAACACUCGAUGGCAGCGGGUCAAGUACACGUUCAGUAGAUUACGAGUUCUUCGUUCGCGGAACGUCUCUUGUUCCAGAGCUGUGACUGAGUUCUUCCAAAUAACCGAGUAUAUACUGUCUUAACAACAGUCAACUACAAGUAGUAGGUCUGCAACUAGCCAGGGCUAGGGGUUCGCAGGGGUUCUUUUUCUUCUCGCACACGUGUGAUCACGUGUCGUUCGCGAACUCUAGCCAAGACAAGAGACGUGUCUUCACUACAGUCUACAUGCUUUCGCUCCAGAACUCCACGCACGCCCUUCCUCUGAGGGCCAGAGCUUCCAGAUCUUCCUUGCUGGUGUAUGGUUCGGGCAGGAGGGGGCAUACUCUGCAGAACAACCGGAGACUAACCUCUGCUUGGAGAGUAGAGGAGGCAUGCAAGAAGGUGUUUCAUGGUCUGCUCUUAACUGCAGUCACAAGCAAUCUGUCCAUCUGGGCUCUGAUACCCAAGAGACCACGUCUAGCGAAAUAAUAGACAAGGACAACAACAACGAUCGGACCCAAUCGCCAUGGCUGCGGAGGGUGAGCUGCAAUUCAGUGGUUGGGACUACGCCGUGUUCUCGGUCAUGUUCGGCGUCUCCGUUGCCAUCGGCUUCUACUACGCCUGUACGGGCGGCAAGCAGCGAACACAGCGGGAGUAUCUCAUGGCCGACCGCUCCAUGUCGGUUCUACCCGUGAGUCUGUCCCUCCUCGCGUCCUUCAUGUCCGCUCUCACCGUCCUCGGCACCCCGGCGGAGGUCUACACCAACGGGACCAUGUACUGGAUGUUCGCAGUCACCUACGUCAUCGUGAUCGUGCUGACGGCUCACCUGUUCCUGCCGACCUUCUACAGACUCGGGGUCACGAGUACUAACGAGUACCUGGAGAAGAGGUUCAACAAGGCUGUGCGGACACUUGGCGCAAUCUUCUUCACAAUCAACAUGAUAAUUUACAUGGGGCUGGUCCUGUACGCACCAUCAUUAGCGUUGAAUGCAGUGACGGGACUGAACCUGUGGGUGGCCGUACUGACUAUGGGGAUUGUCUGCACAUUUUACACCGCAAUAGGCGGUAUGAAGGCUGUGAUGUGGACCGACACGUUCCAGGUGUGUGUGAUGCUGGCGGGGUUUCUCGCCGUCAUCAUCCAGGGCACGCUGGUGGCCGGGGGCUGGGGACACGUCUGGGAAACAGCACGGCAGGGCCACAGGAUAGAGUUCUUCAACUGGGAUCCUGACCCGAAGGUGCGGCACUCCACGUGGACGGUGUGGGUGGGCGGUGUUUUCGUCUUUACUGCUGUGUACGGAGUGAACCAGGCACAAGUGCAGCGCUACUGCAGCUGCGCUACACUCCGCAAGGCUCAAACAGCCCUGUACCUGAACAUCCUGGGCCUGGGAAUCAUCCUGACCCUAGCCUGCAUGUCGGGACUGGUCAUCUACGCCCGUUACCAUGACUGUGACCCCAGGCUGGCGGGGCACAUCUUCAACAGCGAUCAGCUGAUGCCCUACCUGACGAUGGACUUGCUGGGCCACCUUCCCGGCAUGCCCGGCCUCUUCACUGCUGCAGUGUUCAGUGCAGCUAUAAGUACCAUGUCCUCCGGACUGAACUCUCUGGCUGCUGUGACGUUAGAAGACUUCACCAAACCGCUGACCAGAAGUAAGGGGUGGUCGGACCUCAGAUACACGGUCAUCUCCAAGGUUCUGGUAUUCACGUACGGGUCAGUGAUGAUAAUGAUGUCAUACAUGGCCUCCUUCCUCGGCUCUAUUAUACAGGCAGGCUUGAGCAUGUUCGGCACCAUUGGAGGUCCGAUUCUCGGUAUAUUUGUGCUCGGGAUGCUGUUUCCUUGCGCAAAUGGAAAGGGCGGUUUUGCGGGGCUGUUCUGCAGUCUGGUCAUCACCAUGUGGCUGGGGUUCGGCCAGUUUGUCCACCCCUACCCACGAUGGAAACCGCCGCUUUCUAUCGCCGGGUGUAUCCAUGGCAACGGAACCGGAAACGUCACGAGUGCAGCGGAAAUGACGACAGUUGCAGCGGAAAUGACGACGGUUGCAGCGUUCGACGUUACGACUGCUGCAAUGUCGACCUCGGGAAGCUCGCCAGGCUCCGGGAUCUACGGCAUGUCGUACCUGUGGCUGGGAGGGGUGGGCGUGCUCAGCUGUGUCGUCAUAGGACUGGCAGUCAGCUUUAUAACAGGAGCUCAGGAUCCAAAGAAGAUCGACCCAAAACUCAUCAGUCCCUUCUUUGACCAGCUGUGCUGCUGUCUGCCUCUCAGGGUGAGAAAAACACUCAGGUGUGGCGUGAAACACGGUGAGACGAUAUCGGACUUCCUGCCAAACAUGACCAGCACGCCGUACAAGAGGAGACCGUGGGACCUGGACGCUGAUGACGUAGAGAUGAAGCGCCUGUCCCGGGACAGCAGGUCGUCUGAUCGUUACCAUGACAACAGCGUGCCAGUACAGGAGCUGAAGAACGAGCUUAUAUAUUACCACACUUCAGUUUGACGUCUGACCUUCACCAUGACAACAGCUUGUUGGAGCAGGAGCAGAAGAAUGUCAGUGUGACCUCUAACCUUCACCAUGACAACAGCUUGUUGGAACAGGAGCAGAAGAAUGUCAGUGUGACCUCUGACCUUGACCAUGACAACAACUUGUAGGAAUAGGAGCAGGAGAACGUCAGCGUGACCUCUAACCUUCAUCUGAAGAGAAGUUACAGCUUUUUUGCAACAGGAGCAGAAGAACGAGCAUAUAAUGUUAGUUCCACCUUUAUCCGUAGGGUAACCUAUAUCCGUUGUAUAUGAAAAUAGGGUAUUUGGAGAUCGUUAAGUCGUUGGGAUGUAGUUUCACAUUGCAAUAUCUUGAAAAUGAUAACAUUUGAAACCCACGUCGUUGGCCGGAAUUCUCUAAAUACCCAUUUUUUUUAAAACAACGCAUCUAGAUUACCCCACAGAUUAAGGUGAACUAGCGUUACAUGUAUAUUGCAUCUCUUACUGUAUUCAAAGGCAGGAUUUAACUACUAGUUCCAGCUUUAAUUAAAGCCUUAUUCAAUGUUUAAAAGCUUACCUCUUGGUGGCAAAUCUGCAUUUUUUUGUGCACCAGGUCUAAACCCGUAUGUGUUUUGUUGGUACACUGUUGACAGAAUUAGCCAAGAGGCUCGGUGGGCGUCACUUCACAGUCAUUGUGGGUGUAUCGUGUAAAAUGUCUUUCCCAACGGCACAACGCCUGGGCCUAUUGGUUCUGAGCCUAAUGCUCUACGCCACAACGACGCCAAUGUAAGCCUGCUACGAUGUGUGUAUGUCUGUAUGAUAUGUUAGACCUGUAUCUGAUGAUUGUGUCCGGUUUGUCAGGGUAAAGGUAUAUAUGCACUAUAUGUGUAUGACCCAAUGUAAUGAAAGAGUAACAUGAAAACGUAAUGCAAUACACCGUUUGUAAAGAGGGCAUAAUUCAGCCCUUGGCUACAAUGCCUUUUAAUGAAUAAACCAAUUGAUUGUACGCUUUGUAGUAGGCGUCUUGUUUUAAUGCAAGUGGUGGCGCACUCAAAUUGACAAACUU